CCAGCGCUCCUUUCAUCGAUUUCUGACCCGAGAAAAUCGGAGACCCUUUUCUCAGUGGAGCUCGACCGGGUCGUUCAACGGGUCCAACCGCGGCAUAAUUUCUCACCGAAGCAGGUCAGACAGACAGAACUAUCAAAAUGAGCAUGCCAGCAGGAGAUGUCGAAAAAGGAAAGAAGGUGUUCGUACAAAAGUGCGCCCAGUGCCACACCGUCGAGAAAGGUGGGAAACACAAAGUCGGCCCUAACUUGAGCGGCCUCAUCGGCAGGAAAACCGGCCAAGCUCCUGGCUUCUCCUACUCGGACGCCAAUGUCACCAAAGGUAUUACAUGGAGUAAAGACACUCUUUUCGUCUACCUGGAAAACCCCAAGAAAUAUAUUCCCGGUACGAAAAUGGUCUUCGCCGGCAUUAAGAAGCCACAAGAACGAGCUGAUCUCAUCGCUUACCUCGAACAGGCAACAAAGUAGGUUCAGGUGUGGUUUAGUAGUGAAACGAAAUUGAAAGAAUUGUUGGAUUCCGUAGAGGUGAAAGACUCAAAUCCGCGUAUUUACGAUGUUUUAAUUAUGUACAAAUUGAAAAGAGAAAUUAAAGUAUUAUUGUUGUUAAUUUCCUUUCUGUGUGUAUAUAACUUAACAGUGAAACUGUCAAAAAACCAUAUUAAUUUAAUGUAAAUGCAAUAUUGUUAUCAUUUGUAAUAAUUACAAAUGCUAGAAACAAA
Cimex lectularius (bed bug) is the source of this 715-nucleotide messenger RNA. RefSeq names its product cytochrome c. The record is from RefSeq and is a predicted model, not a curated record. NCBI's taxonomy places the organism in Eukaryota, Metazoa, Arthropoda, Insecta, Hemiptera, Cimicidae. Gene Ontology annotation, molecular function: electron transfer activity; heme binding. The transcript has 4 exons. Gene Ontology annotation, cellular component: mitochondrial intermembrane space. Gene Ontology annotation, biological process: mitochondrial electron transport, ubiquinol to cytochrome c; mitochondrial electron transport, cytochrome c to oxygen. The coding region runs from base 138 to 464 and encodes 108 amino acids.